Messenger RNA from Ziziphus jujuba (common jujube), 2549 nucleotides. Its product is annotated as probable xyloglucan galactosyltransferase GT14. The record is from RefSeq and is a predicted model, not a curated record. The transcript has a single exon. NCBI's taxonomy places the organism in Eukaryota, Viridiplantae, Streptophyta, Magnoliopsida, Rosales, Rhamnaceae. Bases 374 to 2287 code for a protein of 637 amino acids. Gene Ontology annotation, molecular function: glycosyltransferase activity.
CCAACUAAGACAGACAAAUUUAGAAUGUUCAAAAACCUACGACAUUUCAACGUUCUAUGGACCAAAACCUUUCCCAUUUCCCUUCUUUCUUUCUUUCUUUCAAACCCCAAUCCCACUCUUUUUCCUUUCCAACAAAAUUCCAAUCCCUUAAACCCACCUCAAUUCCCACCUUCUUCACCUUUUUACCUCUUUCUUUCGACUCUUUUCACCUCCAUUUUUGUUUUUCCUGACAUGGGUUUUCCAUAUCUUUUCCUGUUAUCUGCUUCCUGAUUAUUUAUUUAUUUAUUUUUUUGGGAGGGGGAUUUUUUGAUUGAAUAUUGAUUUUCCGGAAACUCUAAAAACGUGUAGCAUAGAAGGGUUAUAUAUAAUAUACAUGAAGGCUUUUGAAUAUAAUAUGGAGAGGCAGAUAAUCGGAAAGAGCCGCAAAAAGUUAUGGUUCAUUGUCUCUGCCUCCUUUCUUUUCUGGUUCUUAUUUCUUUACUUUUAUUCGGAAUUUACUGUUGGUAAAAAGCCUAGCACGUUGUUGGGCAAUGAUUUUGCCAAUUCUGAGAAUGACCGAGAGUCUAAUUCUGCCCAUGUGCCUGAAAGCUCCUAUGAGCUUGUUACCCAAUUGCCUGAUAUGGGUAUUCAAAUGAAUGAAGAAACAGGGGAUGUCAGGAAUGAUGUUGGAAAAACUGGGCCUAAUAGUAAUAGAACAAGAAAUUUGGAAAGUGCCAAAAACAUUUUCCAUGCUGAAGAUGAUGGGUUUGAAUCUGUUGACCAAAUGGUUGUUUCUGUCAAAGAAUUGGAUCCUGAUGAUCAAACACACCCAAGAGACAACGAAGGUCAGUUUGUCAAUGAAUUAGUUUCUGGUAGCUCAGAGAAUAGAGAAGAAUCAGAGAAUGAAGUUGCUCCAAAGGUUGAUGGAGAUAAAAGAAACCCAGAUCUUCCAAAGCAAUCUAGUACAGAGAAUCAAAGGGGUUUUGAUGAAUCUGAUAUAGACUCUUGUUUGGGUAGAUAUAUCUAUGUUCAAGAUCUCCCUAGGAGAUUCAACGAAGAUUUGCUGAAGAAUUGUCGUUCCCUUAGCAAUUGGACUGACAUGUGUGAGUUCACAUCGAAUUUGGGACUUGGUCCUCAUCUUCCAAAUUUUGUGAAGGUUUAUUCAAAGACAGGUUGGUUUGGUACGAAUCAGUUCUUAUUGGAAGUCAUAUUCCACAACAGAAUGAAGCAGUACGGGUGCUUGACAAAAGACCCAUCAAUGGCUUCAGCAAUUUUUGUGCCAUAUUAUGCUGGUCUUGAUGUUGCUAGGUACCUCUGGGGUUCAAACAUAACCAUGAGAGAUUCUGGCCCUCUCCAACUUGUAAAGUGGCUCAGAGGUAAGCCUGAGUGGAAAAAAAUGUGGGGUAGAGAUCAUUUUCUUGUUGCUGGAAGGAUUACUUGGGACUUUAGGAGGCUAACAGAUGGGGAAUUUGAUUGGGGUAGCAAGCUUAUGCUUUUGCCUGAAUCCAAGAAUAUGACCAUAUUGACUAUUGAAUCAAGUCCUUGGCACAACAAUGACUUUGCAAUACCAUAUCCUACAUACUUUCAUCCUUCAAGGGACAUUGAGGUGUUUCAAUGGCAGAACAGAAUGAGGAGACAGAAAAGGAGAUUCUUAUUUUCCUUUGCUGGUGCACCAAGGCCUAAUCUUCAAGAUUCUAUUCGGAACGAGAUCAUUGAGCAGUGCCGGGCUUCAAGGAGGAAAUGCAAACUGCUUGAAUGUGUUAAAGGUUCAAACAAGUGCUAUAAGCCAGUUUUUGUGAUGAAAAUGUUUCAGAGUUCUGUGUUCUGCUUGCAGCCUCCAGGGGAUUCAUAUACAAGGCGAUCGGCUUUUGAUUCGAUCCUGGCAGGGUGUAUUCCGGUUUUCUUUCAUCCGGGUUCAGCAUAUGUUCAAUAUAUAUGGCAUUUGCCAAAAGACCAUAACAAAUAUUCUGUGUUGAUACCUGAUUUUGAUAUAAAGAAGAAGAAUGUCAGCAUCGAGCGGAUUUUGCACAAAUUUCCAAGACAGAAAAUUCGUGCAAUGAGAGAAGAAGUUAUAAGACUGAUCCCGAAACUGAUAUACGCAAAUCCAAGUUCCAGAUUGCAGAACCUUGAUGAUGCAUUUGAUAUAGCAAUUAAGGGAGUUAUUGAAAGAGUGAGCACAAUAGAGAGGGAGAUGAGAGAGGGAAAAAAUUCUAGUUUUGAUUAUUUAGAAGAGCUUACUUGGAAAUACAAUUUGUUAGGGACAGUAGAGGGAGAGCAUGAAUGGGAUCGUUUCUUUGCAAGAUCAUAGAAUGUAAAUAUCCUUGUUAAAAUAAAAUUUUGAAGAGAGUAUAGCAGAGGAGAAAAAUAUGAAAUCAAAGGGCUCAAAUUUACAGGUUUUUUCUUAUAGCUGUUUGCAGGUACAACUAGUAAUUGUUAUUAUGCAGAAAUGUUAUUGCACUAGUAGUUAAUUUUCGUGUUUCAACAUAUAUUUCUUGAGUUAUUCACCAAACCAAUCUCCCAACUUUUUCUUCUUAAUUGCUUGGUAUUUGUACAACUACAUGGUUCUUCUA